Lodderomyces parapsilosis is the source of this 1305-nucleotide messenger RNA. RefSeq lists its product as uncharacterized. The record is from RefSeq and is a predicted model, not a curated record. Gene Ontology annotation, biological process: endoplasmic reticulum to Golgi vesicle-mediated transport; endoplasmic reticulum organization; Golgi organization. Lineage: Eukaryota; Fungi; Ascomycota; Pichiomycetes; Serinales; Debaryomycetaceae. Bases 1 to 1305 code for a protein of 434 amino acids. Gene Ontology annotation, cellular component: endoplasmic reticulum membrane; endoplasmic reticulum-Golgi intermediate compartment; COPII-coated ER to Golgi transport vesicle. The transcript has a single exon. Gene Ontology annotation, molecular function: D-mannose binding.
AUGUCAUUCAAAAGAACUAUCCAGCAAUCAAAGCCACUACAGUCGCUAUUGGUAUUGGGUGGUUGUUUUAUCAUCUUUAUAUGUUACUAUUCAAACAUAUUUAGUUUUUUGUCAGGUUCAUCAUCAACCUAUACACCGGAGGAGAUCAAUACUUUGUUGCAAAACAAGGAGUCGCAUAUAGUUGCAUUGAGAAAGACCGAAUUAGCUGCACAAGGCUUGACCAAACCAUACCUAGAUGACAGUCAUUUUCAUGUCAAGAAUUGGAAUCUCAAUGGGCAUCCACUCGUGGAAAACAAUGAGUACAUAAGAUUGACCUCUUUGGUCCCUCACUCUGCCUCCAAUAUGUUUAGUAAAAUGCCUAUACAGGCAGAGUCUUUUGAAAUGGAGUUGACUUUCCAUAUUCACAACAGCGAAGCCAAACAUGGUUUGGUAGGUGAUGGCUUGGCUGUGUGGAUUUUAGAUAGACCUAGUGAAAUCGGUGAUGUAUUUGGUGUUCGUAAUGAGUUCAACGGGCUUGGAAUUAUGAUGGACACAUACAAAAAUGGAAAGCGUGAUACGUUUCCGUAUGUGAAUUUAAUGAUGGGAGACGGACGAUCUCGCUAUAACAAGGCUACUGAUGGAUAUGAGACUCGUUUGGCAGGGUGUCUGGCCAAGGGACUUGUGAACCCAUCUUCAAAGGAAACCAAAAUGAGAUUGGUAUAUAUCAAAAACGGAUACUUGUCCAUUGAUUUCAAUUAUAACGGUAAACAUGAAGAUUGGGAAAACUGUGUGACGUUAACUGACGUUCAAUUGCCCAUGAUCAAAUUCCUCGGUUUAAGUGCUGAAACUGGUCAAUUAUUUGAAAAUGUUGAUAUAAUAGAAAAUAAAAUGUACGCCUUGUACAAGCCCAAUGGCGGAUUCGUCGAAUCUAUCGACGAGUUGAACGACUUGAUCCACGAGCAAAAUGAGUUCGAGCAUGAGGCUGCCAAUUUAGCAGGCAUCAAUGACCAAGUGAACCAGCAGGCGAAGAAGUCUGGUGGUCGAAAUAGGGCGUUUAAGAAGAAAUUGUCUGCACAACGUCGAAGGACAUUGAAACGAUUAAAGAAUGCUGAAAAGAGGAUAAAGGAAAGAGAAAGAAAAGAAAGGUUGGAAAAGUAUGGUGAUCCGGAUGCAACUUUUAUCAAGAGAUUAAUGGGUAGUACGUUGUGGUUCGUCAAGAUUGUCAUUUACACGGUCAUUGCAACCAUUUUGCUUUGGUUUGUAUGGAUUGUCAUUCGAGUUCAAAAGCAGAGGAGAAAGAAGAAAACUGCUGGUUUAUUAGAUUAA